Messenger RNA from Chenopodium quinoa (quinoa), 1282 nucleotides. RefSeq names its product glucan endo-1,3-beta-glucosidase-like. Gene Ontology annotation, molecular function: hydrolase activity, hydrolyzing O-glycosyl compounds. NCBI's taxonomy places the organism in Eukaryota, Viridiplantae, Streptophyta, Magnoliopsida, Caryophyllales, Amaranthaceae. Gene Ontology annotation, cellular component: plasma membrane. Gene Ontology annotation, biological process: carbohydrate metabolic process. The transcript has 2 exons. The coding region runs from base 97 to 1137 and encodes 346 amino acids. The record is from RefSeq and is a predicted model, not a curated record.
AGAUGAAGGACAUCAAAACAUCAACGCAUUUUAGUUUUUCUUCUUCUAGCUUAGUCUACAAGUAGUGUUAAACACAUAGCCACUGGUUUCUUUAUCAUGUUUUCCAUGGCUACUCCUAGCAAUUCUCCCAUGGUCGUCGCCACGAUACUGUUCAAUAUAGCAUUCUUAUUCCUUAGCUUACACUCUGCAGAGGCGCAAAUUGGAGUAUGUUAUGGGGGCAAUGGAGACAACUUACCAUCCAAACAAGACGUCGUUAACCUCUACAAAUCCAACCAAAUAGGAGCUAUGAGGAUCUAUUCUCCUGAUCAAACUCUCCAAACCGCCCUACAAGGAUCAGGAAUCAAAAUCAUCCUAGAUGUCCCCAAAGACAACCUUCAGUCUCUAGGGUCGGAUCAAUCAGCUGCUAACCAGUGGGUUCAAACCAAUGUCGUUCCUUAUGCAUCAUCAAUAAAAUACAUCGCGGUAGGGAAUGAAGUCCAUCCGUCUGAUUCAGAAGCCUCGUCAGUCCAACCAGCAAUGCAAAAUGUUCUUAACGCAUUGAACUCAAACGGUUUAGGUGGUCAGAUUAAGGUUUCUACGGCCAUUGACACAACCUUAAUCACAAAUUCUUUUCCACCAUCCAACGGCCAAUUUACUGACUCGUCAUACAUCACCCCAAUAAUCAACUUUUUAAAGAGCAAUGGUUCACCUUUGCUGGUUAACGUGUAUCCUUAUUUUGCUUACAUAAAUAAUGAGGCGCAAAUCCGUCUUGACUAUGCAUUAUUCACUGCCUCUGGUACAGUGGCUAAUGAUCCUAAUAAUGGAUUGAACUAUCAAAAUCUAUUUGAUGCACUUGUAGAUGCAGUGUACGCGGCUUUAGGGAGGGCCGAUGCACAUGAUACCGCCAUCGUAGUGUCUGAGAGCGGAUGGCCAUCAGAAGGUGGAGACGCUGCCACAACGGUGGACAAUGCAGGAACUUAUUACAUGAAUUUGAUAAGUCAUGUGAAGCAGGGGACUCCUUUGAAACAACAAGGAAUUGAAACUUACUUGUUUGCUAUGUUUGAUGAGAAUAACAAACAAGGAGCUCCCACUGAGCAGCAUUUUGGACUUUUUAGUCCUGAUCAACAGCCCAAGUAUGGCCAACUAAAUUUCAAUUGAUAACCUAAGGAACAAAUAUAGUGCUGAUAAAUAUAAACCAAAUAACGGGGAUAUCCCCAGAUGUGAUAACUUGCAAAGAUUAGAAUUAAAAUGCUAUAUACAUGCUUCUAUUUAUCUUUACAUCUCUUAUCUAUAUUUGGAUUUA